This is a messenger RNA of Cucumis melo (muskmelon), 1221 nucleotides long. RefSeq lists its product as uncharacterized. NCBI's taxonomy places the organism in Eukaryota, Viridiplantae, Streptophyta, Magnoliopsida, Cucurbitales, Cucurbitaceae. Gene Ontology annotation, molecular function: 2 iron, 2 sulfur cluster binding. Bases 364 to 960 code for a protein of 198 amino acids. The transcript has 8 exons. Gene Ontology annotation, biological process: P450-containing electron transport chain. The record is from RefSeq and is a predicted model, not a curated record. Gene Ontology annotation, cellular component: mitochondrion.
GGAGUUAAACCCUAUACUAUUCUCCCUCUCUCUGCCGCAACCUCACGCCGCCACGCCAACCCCCAUCAAAUGCUUUUUCUUCUCUUUGUUGCUUCUUUUUUGUUUUCCCCAUUCAACCGAGGGUUAAGUUCUUGAUUCGGCUUGCCCACUCUAACUUGAAACCCGACUUAUAUUGGACGCAAAAUUUGAUUCUUACCUUGCGGAGGCCCUGAAGCGCACCUCCGUCUCUCUCGAAAGCGAGACCUUCUUUCAAUCGAUUGAAAGCCAUCGCCAGUCUCUGUUUCAGCUUCCAGCUGACGUUUCGGAGAUACCCAACAAAACCCUGUUUCUUUUCUCUGCCAUUCGUGAUUCGCAGGAAUUAUUAUGUCGCUUUUUAAACUUUCAAGAAAUGGUGUUCGGAUGUUAAAAGAGCUCUUCAUAGGGAAUUCAUUACUAGUGACUAAAGCAAGUCACGUUCGAGGCCCUUUUUUCAAAUACUUGCGUACUCUGCCACAGCCACAGCCACAAGUUCAGGUGCUUCAAGGUUUCAAAUGGCAGGAACAGCGACUGUAUUCUACCUCAGGUCCCCAGAAUGGCUGUAAUGAAGAGAAUGAACCAAAAGAAACGAUAUCUGUCACGUUUGUCCUUAAGGAUGGAGAAGAGCAACAAAUUGAAGUUCCUGUUGGAAUGUCCAUGUUAGAAGCUGCUCAUCAAAACGAUAUAGAACUUGAAGGAGCAUGCGAAGGUUCACUAGCUUGUUCAACUUGUCAUGUUAUAGUGAUGGAUAUGGACUACUACAAUAAAAUAGAAGAACCAGUUGACGAGGAGAAUGACAUGUUGGAUCUGGCAUUCGGGCUUACAGAAACGUCUCGUUUGGGAUGUCAAGUUAUUGCAAAGCCUGAACUUGAUGGAAUUCGUUUAGCCAUUCCUGCAGCUACCAGAAAUUUUGCUGUUGAUGGCUUUACUCCAAAGCCACACUAAGCAUUUUGCCAUAAUCAGAGGAGGAUCAAACAAAAGGUUUAACCCACUAGUUUUGCCUCAUGAGUCAAUUUAUCUCUGCUUUCAUGGUUCAAAAUAUGUUAGAAUCUGUUUUAAGAAUUGACUACACUUAUCUUCUAUUCUUUUGGAAAUGUAGCUGAUAUGUCACGAUCAAAUUCCAUAAAAGAAAGAAAUAUUUAAAAUUUUUGACUAAGCUCUGGCGACAGGUCAAUAAUUUAUUUAAAAGUUCUUGGUGAUCCUUCA